UUGAACAAUUAACAGAAGAACAAUCUCGCUCCACAUCAUUAGAAGAAAAGAUUGAAAAUCUAGAGAAAGACUAUUUGUUGCGUGAGAACAAUUUUAAGACAACAAUUUCCAAUCAACAACUCGAUAUUGAUCGAAUAAUUGAGAGAAAAGAACGUCUGACUGAUCAGUUAUGGUCUUUAAAGGAAGCUCUAUUGGAGAUCAAUACCCUUUAUGAUAAAGUAGAGAAUCCUGCAAAUGAAUCGAUUAAACAAGAUCAAGAAAUCGAAAGGGAAGAAGAAGCAGAUGAAAAGAUAAUGAAUGAUUUUAAGAGGCAAGUUGAAACAGUAAAAGAAAACCAAAAUUCUGUCCAGAACAAGAUUGGUUUGUUGAAAAGUCAAUAUGAUAAUGAUAUUCGUAUGUUAAAAAAUCAGCUUGUCUUAAUUGAACAAGAAGAGGUAAAGAAAGAUGAUUACGAUAUAUUGCAAAGAAAUCUAACAAAUAAAAAUAAUGAAAUCGAAUCGUUGAAGAAUCAAGAAAAAGAAUAUAAAUUGGAAAUAGAUGAAUUAAAAGUUCAAUUGAAUAUGAAUUCAGAAGAAAUCAAGAGAUAUCACACAAUAGUCGAAACACUAGAAAACAAAAGAAAUGUGAAGGAGAAAAAUAUUCUAGAGUUAACCGAACAUAUUGAAACAUAUAAAAAUGAUAUAAAUACGUUAAAACUAACUAUAGACAACAAAAAUAAAGAAAUUGAUCAAUUAAGGCAAGAUCUUUUGGAUAAAUCAGAUCAAACCGAUAAAUUACAGAGUGAAAUUGAGAUUUUGAAACAUCGAGAAAUGGUUUUGGAUAACGAUAAUAGUGAAAAAGAAAAACUUUUAGUUGUUCAUAAACAAACAGCUGAUGAACUAACGAAAAAGACCAAUUAUAUUCAACAGUAUGAAAAUAUUAUCGGUGAUUUGAGAAGCGAACAAACCAAAUUACAGAAUGAAAGUCAGCAAACUAAAACAAAAAAUGAACAAUUAUCGAUGGAAUUAGAAAGAGUAACAAAGGAGAAUGAAUAUUUUAGCGAUGUUCAAACUAAAAACGAUGUAUUAGAAAAUGAAAUUAAACAGUUAAGAACCGAUAAUAAACAACUAUUUGAAGAAUAUGAAGAAUUAAAACAGCAGUUAAAUACAACAUUAGCAGAUAAAAUACGAGUAGAAAAUGAAUUAGAUAGAAUACAACGUCAGUUAGAAACAAGUGAAACCGUAUUGAACACAAACCGAGAAGAAGACGAAAUGAAAUUGAAACAAACAUUAGAAUUCAACGGACAAGAUGUUGAAGAUCUACAGCAUCAAUUAAACACAUCUGGUUCAGAAAUCGAAACUAAAUCAAAGCUAAUCGAUGAAUAUGAACAUGAAAUUAUGACAUUGAAAGCAAAAAAUGAACAACAUGAAAGUCGUAUACAUGAACUGGAAAAUCAACAAACUGAAUUUGAAAAUGAUAAAAAUGAAAUAGAACGUCAACUAUUCCAGAAAGAUGAAAAAAAAUCUGAGUUAGAAUUAACAUUACAACAACAACAAGAAAGUGCUGCAAAAUUAAGAAAAGUAUUACAUAAAAUGAAAGAAUCUAUGACAACUAAUGAUCAAGUACAAACAAAAGAAAUGGAAAAUAAUUUAAAAAAAUUAUCGAAUGAAUAUGAAGAAAAAUUAUUGGAACAAGAACAAGAAUAUAAUGCAAAACUAAAAGCAGUGACAAAAGAAAUGAAUAAUCAAAUAGAGGAGAAAGAACGAAUAUAUAAUCAACAACUAAAUGAAUUUAUUGAAAAAAGUUAUAGAAAUGAAAACAAUUUAAAAGAUGAUAGUGAAAAACGAAUAAAUGAUUCUGAUAAACGCGCACUUGUCGCCGAACAAGAAGUGCAAAAAUUACAUGAUACAUUACAGGAACGACAAUUAGAAUAUCAUAAUGCUUUAGCUGAACUUGAAUCAAAAAUUGUUGAAUUAACACAAAAACAAGAAGAACUAAUUCUGGCUGCGGCCGAAUCUAAAUCUAUAACGAACAGUGAUGAACAUCAAAAAAAUAUUCAUGAAUUAAGUAAUAUUGAAAAAUCAUCCAAUGAUCAAUCAACUCCAUAUAAAGAAGAUUCAUUUGACAGACAUGUUUUAACAUCGGCUCAAUUUGAUCAACAUUCUGUUUCAUCUCGUUUAUCUUCUAAUGUAAAAAAUGCGUCCGAUUCACGAUGGUCAGGAGCUAAAACAAGUCCUGUACGUUAUGGAUCAAAUGACAGUCUUCAUUCAUUUAUGUUUGAAGCAACAGAAGUCGAUUAUCUCAAACAAAUAGUUCUUGCAUACAUGACCGGCACAGAUCCAGUUACAAUGGCCAAAGUAAUUUGUGCCGUUUUAAGAUACACAGAUGAUGAAAAACAAUUGAUUCUUGAACAUGAAAAAGUUCGUCAAUCCCAUUGGUUUUCUUCAACACGAUAA
Didymodactylos carnosus is the source of this 2435-nucleotide messenger RNA. The record is from the annotation of a GenBank genome assembly. NCBI's taxonomy places the organism in Eukaryota, Metazoa, Rotifera, Eurotatoria, Philodinida, Philodinidae.